Messenger RNA from Drosophila teissieri, 678 nucleotides. RefSeq names its product probable RNA-binding protein EIF1AD. The transcript has 2 exons. Gene Ontology annotation, biological process: translational initiation. NCBI's taxonomy places the organism in Eukaryota, Metazoa, Arthropoda, Insecta, Diptera, Drosophilidae. Gene Ontology annotation, molecular function: translation initiation factor activity; RNA binding. The coding region runs from base 105 to 584 and encodes 159 amino acids. Gene Ontology annotation, cellular component: nucleus. The record is from RefSeq and is a predicted model, not a curated record.
UUCACAUCACUAGCCCAACAGCUGAUUGUACACAAAACAAGACAACAGUUGAAGGAAUUUCUUUAUUUGCAAUUCGAAUCAGAUAUUUUAUUGAAACCUCCACAAUGCACCGAUCCCACCCGAGUAUCAGUCGUCGCAAGCACCUCAUGAAGGAGAUGAUGGAGGACGACUACGCCCUGCCCACGGAAACACAGCAAAUCGCACGGGUCAUCAGCAGCCGGGGAAACAAUCUCCACGAGGUGGAGACCGUGGAGGAGAGCUUCCUGGUUUCAAUGCCCAACAAAUUUCGCAAAAGCAUGUGGGUAAAACGAGGCGACUAUCUGCUGGUCGAACCGAUAGAAGAGGGCGAUAAAGUCAAAGCCGAGAUUUGCAAAAUACUCACCCCCGAACAUAUAAAGGAGUACACAAAAGCUGGAAUUUGGCCGGAUAAAUUCGCUAAAAAACCUGUCCCGGAGGAAGCUACCAGCCAAAACAAAGACGAUUCCGAUUUCGAGGAUGAUCUCCUGCCCAAUACCAAUCGUCCUGUAAAUCGGGAUUCCUCCGACGACGAGGAAGAUGAGGAAACAUCCAGCGAAGAGGACUAAACGACGUACAAAUACAUAGAUAGGAUAUUUAAAAAUGUGUCAAACUGAAUUAAACAAAAACUGUUAAAGGGAAAGUUCUUCCCGUAAUCAAGAA